Molecule: messenger RNA, 747 nt
Organism: Nematostella vectensis (starlet sea anemone)
Lineage: Eukaryota; Metazoa; Cnidaria; Anthozoa; Actiniaria; Edwardsiidae
Product: monoacylglycerol lipase abhd6-A
Exons: 3
Coding region: 1-747 (248 amino acids)
Source: RefSeq, a predicted model, not a curated record
AUGGAGUGGUUUAUUUCUCUGUUUGCGGCAGCAGCACUGAUUGCUGUAGUAUUUUUGUCGGCCUGUGUCUCUGUCUACCUGUUACAGCCAUCUCUUAUUGUCGAGCUGAUGCAAAGGUGGAGUAUGUUCUGGGCGGGAUUCUCCAACAACACUAUCAGAAUUGGAGACUUUGAGUUCUCUUAUAUUGAAAGAGGAAGGGAGAAAACAACCCAGUCAACAAUAGUACUCAUCCAUGGUUUUAGCUCUAGCAAGGAUGUGUGGUGUCAAAUGUCACAUGGCUUGCCCAGGUCAUACCAUCUUAUUGCACUAGACUUGCCUGGACAUGGUAAAACCACCAGGAAGCACCAUGAUAAUUUCAGUAUCCCUUCACAAGUGAGCAAGCUACAUCAGUUUCUCCAUGCUGUUGGCGUCAAUAAGAGGAAGUUUCAUCUUGCCGGGAUAUCAAUGGGUGGUCAUAUUGUAGGUGUUUAUGCUGCACAGCACCCUGCAAGGGUUGCAUCCGUUAUCAUGAUGUGUCCAGCAGGUAUCCAGGCCCCUGAGCACAGUGAGUUCAUCACAGAUGUUGUCCUCAAUGGGGAGAAGAACUACCUAAUCCCAGACACACCAGAGGAUUUCCAGAAAAUGCUGAACAAAGUUCUUCACAGGGAGGUCACCAUUCCAUAUUUUAUUGCCAAGCUGUUUGCUGAUGUUAGGAGACCUUGUAAGGACUUUUAUCAGAAAGGUGCGAACAAGCAUUUAUGUAUGUAA